UAUAUUUCAUAAAAUGAAUGUAUGUUCCAAUUUUGCAUUGUCCUUGACAGGUAGUUUCCAUGAAUGCAGAAAUUGUGGUCGAGAAAAAAAGUUUCAUCGUCUUGACUUCGAAAACAACAACAUUGAGUACGUCUAAAAGACUAACAACAACAACAAUGCUGGUAUCAGCUUUUCCAUUAAUUCAUUAGCCAAAUUCUAAUAGGAAAAACUGUAACAAGUGGCUGCUUAAAAUUAAGUUGGAGAAGAUGAUUUAAAAGCCAAAGCCUGUAAUAACUUUGUAUUAGCCCUUGUUGGAUAGUUUCAUUAAUGUGGCAAUUGCAAAAUAGACAAAAAAUAUCAUACAUUUGACACAGCGGGCUAAAUAGCUUAUCAACCCAAAUCAUAAGUAUCUAAGCCAGCUUAAUAGACUUAAUCAUAAACUAAAAUUACAGCUGUUGCUGGUAUUACACAUAUAUAUAUUGUUUGUAGAAGUUGUUCAGGAAACAAUGAUGGUCCAUUCCGUAAAAGAUAGAAUUGCUUAAAUGAAUAAAAAAGGGUAAAGUACAAAUGAAGCUCCCUUCAGACCAAGUGUGAAAAGGGAAGAAGUUUAAGAAAAACUCCCUGGGUAGGCUGAAAUAGUCACCGAAUAAGUUUUCACAACCGUAUCUGAUAAAAAGAGUGUUUUCGACAAAUAAAGAGUCAGAAAAACUAUAGAAUAAUCCACAUAGCAAAUCAGAGAGCAAUAGAACUCAGAGGGAAUUAGAAAAGCUGAAUCAUAAUUUAUUACAUCAUCAGAAAAUACACAGGAAUAGUAAGAAUAAUUAAUAGAAAAUCAAAAUGAAAACUAAGAAAAUCAAUAAAAAGAACCAGAAUAAGAUCAAAAGGUUGAAUCCUAAGAAGAACAAUAAUUGGCUGAAGAUGACUAAGCCCAAGAAUAACAAUAAUAAUAUCAAUAAGAAGAAUACUAAUAAUAAGAAUAAGAAGAAUAAUAAUAAGAAUAAUAAGUUGUACCAUAGUAAGAAGAACAAGUUGAAUCUAAUCAUUAAGAAUAAUCAGAUAAUCUAAACGAGUAGGUUGAAGAAUCCUAAUAGCAAAAUAAUCAACAUCUUGAUGAACCACAAGAUGUCCAGGAGUAAUAGGAAGCUAAUGAUGUUUAUUGAAC
Messenger RNA from Paramecium octaurelia, 1141 nucleotides. Lineage: Eukaryota; Ciliophora; Oligohymenophorea; Peniculida; Parameciidae. The record is from the annotation of a GenBank genome assembly.